CCCACGUGAUUACUGAAAAUCUUGGGUUUUAAAAAUUAAAACAAACGAACCCUCUUAGAGCACUCGACGUUUCUGUCAUUUCUCAACCUUGCGUGCGACGGCAAAAACCUUCGACGCCUCGCAGCAGCUUGAGCUUGCCAGCUGCAGACAACCAAUCUGUCCAACGGCGACGAGAUUCUCGACGGUGUUCCCAAUUCCCUUUCCAGCAGCGCCUAGAAAAAGGUACUUAUGUUCAAUAUAUAUUUUCGAACUUCAAACAAGUGCAACUUUCACUUCAAGCUCACCCUUUUUAUUCGUUGCAUCCACGACAUUGCGCAUUAUUCAUCCAAUGUCGUAUCUAAUCAGCUUUUGAGUGAGUUAUCUAAAAAUGGUCGAGUUGAUGAAGCGCGUAAGUUGUUUGAUCAAAUGCCUUAUCGGGACAAGUACACAUGGAACAUUAUGAUUUCUGCUUAUGCCAAUUUAGGAAAUUUAGUUGAAGCUCGGAGGCUCUUCAGUGAAACUCCAAUUAAAAAUUCUAUCACUUGGUCUACCCUGGUAUCCGGAUAUUGCAAAAAUGGGUGUGAAGUUGAAGGCUUGAGGCUGUUCAGCCAAAUGUGGAGUGAUGGGCAGAAGCCAAGUCAAUACACGUUGGGCAGUGUUCUAAGAGCAUGUUCAACUUUGAGUUUGCUCCAUAGUGGCAAAAUGAUUCAUUGCUAUGCAAUAAAGAUCCAAUUAGAAGAGAAUAUAUUUGUUGCAACUGGUCUUGUUGACAUGUAUUCCAAGUGUAAGUGUCUUCUGGAGGCUGAAUACCUCUUCUUUUCGCUGCCUGAUAGGAAGAACUAUGUUCAAUGGACUGCUAUGCUCACUGGAUAUGCUCAAAAUGGAGAGAGUUUGAAGGCAAUUCAGUGUUUUAAGGAGAUGAGAAUUCAGGGAAUGGAGUCUAACCAUUUCACAUUUCCCAGCAUAUUGACAGCAUGUACAUCAAUUUCAGCUUAUGCUUUUGGUCGUCAAGUACAUGGAUGUAUUAUUUGGAGUGGCUUUGGUCCUAAUGUAUAUGUUCAAAGUGCAUUAGUUGAUAUGUACGCCAAAUGUGGAGACUUGGCUAGUGCGAGAGUGAUAUUGAAUACCAUGGAAAUUGAUGAUGUUGUGUGUUGGAACUCGAUGAUUGUUGGGUGUGUUACACAUGGAUAUAUGGAGGAAGCUCUAGUUUUGUUCCAUAAGAUGCAUAAUCGGGAUAUAAGAAUUGAUGAUUUCACUUAUCCGUCUGCUUUGAAAUCUCUGGCUUCUAGUAAGAACCUGAAAAUUGGACAAUCAGUUCAUUCUCUGAUUAUUAAAACUGGUUUUGAUGCUUGCAAAACGGUGAGCAAUGCACUUGUUGACAUGUAUGCUAAACAAGGAAACUUGAGUUGUGCAUUAGACGUUUUCAAUAGGAUAUUAGAUAAAGAUGUAAUAUCGUGGACCUCCUUGGUCACGGGAUAUGUUCACAAUGGCUUCCACGAAAAGGCUCUCAAGUUAUUUUGUGACAUGAGAAUCGCAAGGGUUGAUCUUGACCAAUUUGUAGUUGCCUGUGUUUUCAGUGCAUGUGCUGAACUAACAGUUAUAGAGUUUGGUCGACAGGUUCAUGCAAACUUUAUCAAAUCUAGUGUUGGUUCAUUGUUGUCUGCGGAAAACUCUCUCAUAACAAUGUACGCGAAAUGUGGAUGCUUAGAAGAUGCAAUUAGAGUCUUCGACUCGAUGGAAAUUCGAAAUGUCAUAUCAUGGACUGCCAUAAUAGUUGGUUAUGCACAGAAUGGGAGAGGGAAGGACUCUCUGCAUUUUUAUGAUCAAAUGAUAAUGAAUGGCAUAAAGCCAGACGAUGUUACUUUUAUUGGUUUAUUAUUUGCUUGCAGCCAUGCAGGUCUUGUGGAAACUGGUCAAUCUUACUUUGAAUCAAUGGAAAAAGUUUAUGGAAUAAAGCCAGCUUCUGAUCAUUAUGCUUGCAUGAUUGAUCUACUGGGACGUGCAGGAAAACUCAAUGAAGCAGAGCAUUUAUUGAACCGAAUGGACGUUGAACCCGAUGCUACCAUAUGGAAGUCAUUACUUUCUGCAUGUAGGGUUCAUGGAAAUUUAGAACUUGGAGAAAGGGCUGGAAGAAACCUCAUUAAAUUGGAACCUUCAAAUUCUUUGCCUUACGUUUUAUUGUCCAAUAUGUUUUCUGUUGCUGGUAGAUGGGAAGAUGCAGCCCAUAUUCGUAUAGCAAUGAAGACAAUGGGUAUUAACAAGGAGCCCGGAUAUAGUUGGAUUGAAGUGAAGAGCCAAGUGCAUAGAUUUAUAUCUGAAGAUAGAAGCCAUCCUUUGGCGGCUGAAAUAUAUUCAAAGAUUGAUGAAAUGAUGAUAUUAAUAAAGGAAGCUGGACAUGUUCCAGAUAUGAACUUUGCAUUACGUGACAUGGAUGAAGAGGCUAAAGAACGUAGUCUAGCAUAUCAUAGUGAGAAGUUGGCUGUUGCAUUUGGUCUUCUCACAGUUGCGAAAGGAGCACCAAUUCGAAUUUUCAAGAAUCUUAGAGUAUGUGGGGACUGCCACUCAGCAAUGAAAUAUAUAUCUAGCAUUUUUAAGCGGCAUAUUAUUUUGAGAGAUUUAAAUUGUUUCCAUCACUUUAUAGAGGGGAAAUGUUCUUGUGGAGACUUCUGGUAGGUAGGGCGUUCAGCUUCUUGAUUUACGUAUCUUUAUUGAUCCACCUUGGAGAAUGAAACACCUAAUUCCUUGGAGUUAUUCUAUUGGCACAACCCAAGCAAGAUAAGAAUGGUGGUAGUCAUUCCUCAAUCAUGUCAAGAAUUAACUCUAUGUUCUUAUCGAAGAGUAACAGUUAUGUUUCUUGGCUCCCUUCAUUCUGUACUGGCUGAAGGAGAUACAGUUCCAUUCAAUCGACAAGGGCAUCGCUUGACCUUGUUCCAUUCGUUGUUUCCAAUUUAUAAGCUUCACAGACGUAUGAGAGUCGGAAAAAUGAACUCCCAAAACUAUGUUAAUGCUUGCCAAAGGAAAUUAUCGUCAUGACUUCACUCCAACUCUCCUUUCUCUCAAUUCUUCACCUCAAAGCUCAAUCCUUACAUCUCUCCAGCCAGCUACCCUUUUCAGAUGAAGCCACAGCGACAGUUCUUGUUUUAGAUGCGAUCGGUCAGUCAAUUUUUCACUAGGUGUGGCAAGCUGCUCAAGGAGGAGGUUGAAAGUGAUGCCAAGAAGAUCUUCUCAGGCUUCUGAAGGCUUGAGAGAACUUUGCUAUUAUCAAUAAGCUUCUUCUGUACCGGAAUUGCGUGGAAAUCGUGUUGAAAACUUUGUCGGUGUCUGAUUUUGGGCCAAGGAACACUUACCAAGAGAGUGGAGAUCUUGCUUGAUGAAAUAUUGGCGGGGAAGCUUAAAUCAGGUCGUGGACCUUAAAAUUGAGUUUGGACUUAGAGUUUAGCAUCUUUCACGACAUUGCAAACGUAGCAAAAGAUAAUAAUUCAUCCGUAAGGAACAGAUUUUCGUGAGAAUAAGAAGAUUAUAGUUCCCCUAAUUGAAGAAGGUUAGUCCUUAAUGCUCUCUUGGAAUUAUCUUUGCUGUACACAAUGGAAUUAUUAGUUGAUGAAAUUAUCUUUGGGUGAGUAUGAUUUAAGUGAUUAGAAGGUGUUGGAUGCUUGACGGACUAAUAGGAAGGUCAUGAUCUUUUUGUGCUAACCUAUAACUUGAAAUUACUUGAAAACAUGUAAAGGAAGUAUCUGUAAUUAUCAUACAUAUUUUUACUAACUCAUGGUUUACAUAGUUCGAUGUGGCUAGGUAGCAGUCGUGGUACUAUUCUUUGGCAUGAACAGUGGUAACAAAAUGGAAAAUGAAUCAAAGGGCUCUCGUGUAAGAGAGUUCAUCAGGGAAAAAGUCCCAUACUGGGAUGACGAAGUGGUGGCUACAGCUCGAUUUAAGGCAUUUAGUUGGCAGAAUUCUGAUUAGGAACCCAAGUACUUAUUUUAGAGGGAUUUAAUACACACAGUUGCCCCUCAAUUCAACUUCCUUAUUAUAAAAACCUUAUGAAAUAAAGAAUCAAUGGUUUUCUCGAGGAGGGUUGACUCCAUUGUACCUUGAUUAUGUUUUGGUAUUUCUUUCAACUAAGAUGAUUGUUUUCUAUUUUUAAUUUA
Messenger RNA from Cucumis melo (muskmelon), 4124 nucleotides. RefSeq names its product putative pentatricopeptide repeat-containing protein At3g13770, mitochondrial. Gene Ontology annotation, biological process: RNA modification. Bases 229 to 2652 code for a protein of 807 amino acids. NCBI's taxonomy places the organism in Eukaryota, Viridiplantae, Streptophyta, Magnoliopsida, Cucurbitales, Cucurbitaceae. The transcript has 5 exons. The record is from RefSeq and is a predicted model, not a curated record. Gene Ontology annotation, molecular function: zinc ion binding; protein binding; RNA binding.